CUCGGGCGCGCUUGGCCGGGCGGAGGCGUCGCGCCGUCGGGGCUGCCGCAGGGGGAAUCGGGUCGUGUCAAACUCGGCACGCCAAAGGGUGCUGCUUGGAAUAUUGAUGGAAUUGCAAAGGGGACCCGUUUCGUGUCUCUCUCAGGACAAUCCCAAGAGCCGCCUCGCUGGAGACGGAAUUGCGGCGCGGCGCGCCCGGUGCGAGGCAGCAGGCGCGCCUGGACUCGGUGCCUUCUGAGAGCAGGCCCCCUGCCAAGCUGAGUGGUCUCCCCACCUGCCUGCAGAAACAUGUCUGGGCUGAAACGGCGCUGGAGAGAUUUGCCCGGCAGAGGGCCGAGCCCACCGCCCCACAAAGCUCUCCGGCUUUCUCCAGAGCCAGGGCCCAGCAGGGGGCAGGAUUCGUGCAGCAUCCUUGAGGACCUGGACAGGCUGGGCAACCACAACCCAGAGCAGCUCUUGGCAUUCUUGAAGGCCCACACUGCCCUCCUGGAGCGAGCACUCGGCAGCCCCGGUCUCAGUCCCCACCAGGUGCGUGCUGUGCUGCAUGCGCUCAGGUGCGUGACGAAGGCGCCCCUGGAGCCUCAGGAGGUCCAACCCGUGUUGCUGAUGGUGCUGCAGCCUCCCUUUAUGCUGCAGAGCCUGCUGGGGUAUAUUGCUCACCUGGAAACCUUCUGUUGCGAGGAUGGGCGGAUUUCACAGGAGGUGGUGGGGGAUGUAGUGGUCACCCUCCAUCACCUGCUCACGGCCUUUCCGGGCCAAGCACGCACUCUGCUCUGCUACCCCAUGGACCUCCUUUAUGCCACAAUCCAGAGGCUCCAGAGCCGUGGCUUCCAGUUCACAUGGAUCACCCAGAAAUGGCUAUGGGACACCAAAUUCCUCUUGGAUAAGGCCUUCCCAAAUCAGGGGGAGCUCCGCAGCGGGAGUCUGGCAUCCCCAGCAAGCCGGGAAGAUUUCCACCUCAUUCCCGUCUUUCCGACUCCUGAGGACAUAUUUCUGGAGCCCACGUGGAAGCUGAAGCCCAACAUAAUAGUGGGCAAGUAUCGGAGCGAUGCAGCGUACCUGGACACACACUUCCGCCUGUUGCGCGAAGAUCUGGUCAAGCCCCUCCGGGAUGGGAUCUCUGCCCAGUUCACCCUCCAGAACCUUUUUUCAGGCUCUGAGAAAGUGAGAGGGGAGCUGCUGCUCUAUCAGAACGUCUGGCUGGUCCAGGUGGGUGCCUCGCCCUCUGGUGUCAUGUACCUGGCCAAGUAUGUGUCCAAGCAAAAGGCCGCCCCCGUCUCCUCCAAACGGCUCCUGAGUGGCUCCCUUGUGUGCCUCAUCUCCAACGACAGCCACCACGUGCUCUUUGGGACAGUGGCCGGGUGCAACAGGAAAGAGCUCCCCCACGGGGCUGUGUGGCUGGAUCUCAAGCACAGCCACCGCUCCCUCCAAGGGCACGUGGGCAGGACUUGCUUCACCAUGGUGGAGUCGCCAGCCUUCUUCGAAGCCUACCGGUAUGUGCUGGAGGGCCUCCAGGAGGUGGUUGCCAAUCAUGUGCCAUUCAGGAGGUACAUCGUGCAAUGCGACCUCGACAUCUCCCGGCCUGCGUACUUGGAGGGAGAAGCACUCCCCUUUGACCUCUCAGCUCUGCGUUCCCUGGGGAGUAAAUGCGGUCUUGCUGCCAGUUCCAGCCCUCAGGAAGAAGCUCCGCUGGUGGAUCUGACGGCCGUGAGCCCCUUUUGCUCUCCCCUUUGGACUCCGGAGACAUUUCCCGGCCUGGAUGAAUCACAGAUCUUGGCCAUCCGGAUGGCUCUGAGCAGAGAGUUCGUGCUGAUCCAGGGCCCGCCUGGCACCGGCAAAACAUUCAUCGGACUCAAGAUUUUGGAGGUGCUGCUGGCCAACCAGGCCCUGUGGAACAAGGACUGCACUCCCUGCCUGGUGGUUUGUUACACUAACCACGCGCUGGACCAGUUCCUAGAAGGAAUCCUCAAGUUCCAGCGGUCAGGAGUUGUCCGCAUCGGUGGCAGGAGCAAGAAUCAGGCAGUGGCUUCGUGCUCCUUGAGGAAUGUGCGCAAACAAUCUUCAGGCUUCCUGCUGUUUGGAGAGAAGCAGCAGUACGGCAGGAUGCUGGGCUCGCUGAGGCGCCGGAAGGGAAGCAUUGCCUGCUGCACGGAGCUGCUGGAGCUUCUGCCCCGGGGCAUCCUCACAGGGAAGGAGCUGGAGGCGGAGAUCACCGAGGACCAUCUGUGGGUUCCAGAGGGAGGGCUGCUGCAAUGGCUGAAGAUCUACCCCCCGAAAGAGGAAGUGCGGCCUCGGAGGCACAGGUCCUGCAGGAGACCAGCAGGCACAGAGCUCCUCCGAUACGAUAAGGACGAACGAUUCUUGGAUGAUGAUUACAGUGAUGAUGAUGAAAAGGUGGAGGAUCUACCAGGACUCAAGAGCAAGUUUGCCUACAUCCUCCCUGCCAAAGAAAGCCCUUCUCAGACUUGGAUGAAGUCCUGCUUGACGGAAGGAGACAUCAUGAGCUCGGAGGAGGUCUCAGAGAUCCAAGACCUCUGGGCGCUGCGGCUGAGGGACCGUUGGCGACUCUACAGGAGGUGGGUGGCAGCCUACAGGAACAAGCUGGUGGCAGUCCUGGUGGAGAAGCUGGAGGUGUACGAGAAGGACGCUGCUCAGCUGCAAGAACUGACCUUCCAGGAAGACCUGAAGAUCCUCCAGCAUAGCCGGGUCAUCGGGAUGACCACAACAGGAGCUGCCAAAUAUAGGAAGCUGCUGCAGAACAUCCGUCCCCGCAUCGUGGUGGUAGAAGAAGCAGCCGAAAUCCUCGAGGCCCACGUCCUGACGGCCCUCACCUCCUCCUGCCAGCACCUCAUUCUUAUUGGUGAUCACCAACAGCUACGACCCAAACCAGCCGAUUACACCUUGGAGAGGAAGCAUUUCCUGGGCAUCUCUCUUUUCGAGCGCAUGAUCAACAAUCACCUUCCGUAUGUGCAGUUGCUCUACCAGCAUCGCAUGCGGCCAGAGAUCUCGCAGCUGCUCGUUCCAUUGUUCUACCGGGAGCUCCAGGAUCAUGCCGUUGUCCUGGACUACGAAAAGAUCAAGGGAGUAGAAAGAAGCAUCUUCUUCGUUCAGCACCGAGAGGAAGAGAGCCGCAGUGUGGACUCCGAGAGCUACAGCAACCUCCACGAAGCCUCCUUCCUGGUCUCCCUGACCAGCUACCUCCUCAAGCAAGGCUACGCUGAAAGCCAGAUCACCAUCCUCACCCCAUACCACGGCCAGGUGAUGAAAAUCCGAACCCUCUUGAAGAAGCAAGAGAUGGAGGCUGUGGCUGCUCACACUGUGGAUGAUUUCCAGGGAGAAGAAAACAACAUUGUUCUCCUCUCACUAGUACGAAGCAACAGCCAAAGGAAGAUUGGCUUCCUCCAGGACAAGAACAGGCUGUGCGUGGCUCUCUCGCGUGCCAAGCUGGGCUUCUACUGCAUUGGGAAUCUAGGCUGCAUCUCUGCAAGCAGCAAGCUCUGGAAAGAGUUCACGCUUCUGCUCAAAUCCAAGAACCUUCUUGGGGAAGAACUUACUCUCAUGUGCCAAAACCACCCCGAGACAAAGACAGCCGUGAAGGCCACAGCAGACUUCAGCAAGCUUCCUGACGGAGGGUGUACACUCAAGUGCCAGACCCGGCUGGAAUGUGGCCACCCCUGCACACGCCGCUGUCACCCCUGUGACACAGAACAUCGCACCAACACCUGUGAAUUCCCUUGUAGCAAGAGCCUGUGCGCGUUCAGCCACAAGUGCCCCAGGAAGUGUGGUGAGAGCUGUGAACCUUGCUCUGUCAAAGUGGAGAAAGUCAUCCCAAAAUGUGGGCACAGCCAAAUGGUCCCAUGCCACGUGCCUGCCCACUCCUGGGUUUGUGAGGAGCUGUGCCAGCAGCUCCUGGAAUGCAACCAUCCAUGCAAGCUGCGCUGCGGCCAGGACUGCAGAGCCCGACAUUGCAGGGAAACAGUGCAGGUUACUCUGCCAUGCUCACAUUCUACCCAAACAGAUUGUUUCAGGCAAAAAAUGCCCUUGCUAUGCUACGAGAAAUGCAAGCAGAGGCUGGAAUGUGGUCACAGAUGCCAGGGAAGCUGUUACAAAUGCCUCCAGGGCCGGAUGCAUGCUGCCUGUCGGCGGAAGUGCACCAGGGUCCUCCUCUGCUCUCAUGUGUGCCAGGGCUCCUGUUGUGAGAACUGCCCCCCAUGCGGGAGGAAGUGCCUCAAGAAGUGCCGCCACAGCCACUGCGGAAAGUCCUGCGGCGAGGUCUGCUUCUCCUGCAAGCAGCCCUGUGCCUGGAAAUGCAGGCACCACAAGUGUACACAGAUGUGCUCCGAGAUCUGCAAUCGUCCCCCCUGCAAUGAGCCCUGCCGGAAGACCCUCAAGUGCACACACCCCUGUGUGGGCCUUUGUGGGGAGCCGUGCCCCCCAAAGUGCCGGGUGUGCCACCGGGAUGAGCUGACAGAGAUCUUCUUUGGGAAUGAAGAUGAACCAGAUUCUCGCUUUGUCGUCUUAGAAGACUGUGGCCACAUUUUUGAGGUGGGGGGCCUGGAUCGGUGGGUGGACAGUGCACCAGACGAAGGAGCAGCGCAGCAUGUGCAGCAGAAGGUGUGCCCCAAGUGCGCCACCCCCAUCCAAGGCAGCCCUCGGUACAACAAUAUCAUCAAGGCGAGGCAGCAACACAUUGAGGAGAUUAAGCGGAAGGUUCAGGGCAGUGAAAGGGAGCUCCAGGCUGGGAAGACGGCGCUGCUCGACACACUGGCCUCUGUGCAGCUGGCAAGCCACUAUUUCACGCAGGAAGCUUUGAGAAGGAAGGUGGAGAGGAGCUCCUCCCUUCAGAGCCUCAGGAGCUGGGAGAACACUAUGAACUUCCUCCAGAGCACCCAGAGACUGAAAAAGCAAGCAGAGGAGUGUGGGCAGGAGAGGAGGAGACGCCUGAUCGGCUGGGCGGAGGCGGUGGAGGCCUGGCUGGGCAGGAGGGAGGGCGACACGUUCUCGGCCCAGCAGCUCAAGGAAUGCAGGAAUGAGAUCGGGAGGAUCUCUUACCUGGCCAACAUCUUCGUGCGCUUGAGCAGCUACGAGACUCAGCUGCCCGACCUGCCUGCACUGUCUUCGGCUGCCGUGGAUGAGGCCCUACAAUUACUCAGCCCACAGAAGCCAUUUACUGACGCCGACGAGGAACUCCUUCAGGCGACUCUGGAGAAGAUCGACGCGCUGCUGCCAGCCUCAGGAAUGCGGCUUUCCGAGGCAGAGAGAGUGUCCGUAGUGGAGGCCAUGGACUUUGGAAAGGGCCACUGGUACAAGUGCCCCAAGGGCCACUUGUACACCAUUGGAGAAUGCGGACGAGCAAUGGAAGAAAGCCGGUGUCCCGAAUGUGGAGCUGCUAUUGGCGGCGGACAGCACAGGCUGAAUCCAAGUAACGCGGCCGCUGAUGAAAUACUGAACCCUGUUGAAGGAGCAACAGAGCAUGACAGUCGCCUUAGCAACAUUGUGGAGCUGACUGGUCUAUCGGAUCGCCUGGCCUUACCAAGACUUGCUCCUGCCACUCCCUCGCCCCAGCUGGGCUCUCCGUCAUCCACCAUCAGCAGCCCCAAAGAGGCUGGAACCAACCCUUUGGAGCAGGCUCUGUCCCCCAGCAGCCCUCUGGCCAGCCCAGGCUCUCCAAGCGAUUCCUCCAGCAGCCUCAGCUGUAUCCAACACGCUCCAACCAUCACCGACACCAACUGUCCGUCUGUAUUGUGGCUCCCCACCCACCAGCCACACUCACCACCUCCCCCUGUCAAAACCUGCCCUGGCCCAGCCUCAUCAGGGGAAGAGAACGCAGAGGAAUACUCUCCAACAGGCUCUGCUGCCCCCGAGGCUCCAAGCACUCCAGACGGAGACUCCACAUCCACCGUACAGCUGCAGACUCCGGUUAGGGCCUUGGUGGAGAAUCAAGAACCCCCUGAGAUGAUCCAUCAGGCCCCAGAAACGGAUUCCCCCCCCCCUAGUUGAGACCCAGGGCACGAAGAAAGCAGAGUGCUGCCCAAGUGAAAGCUUGCCCCAGGCGAAGUGCACGCCUGGCAGCUCAAGCGAAUCCCUUAAGCUAGUCCUAUUCAGGAGGGGCAAGUCUUGGCAGCAGCAGAAGCCCUCCUUUGGCAGUUGAAGAGAGCAGCCCUCCAUUUCCUAACAAGGCCCUGGCCUCCACCCCAUGUCGAGCCAGCUGGUGCACCACUCUAGACAGGACGACCGCCUUGUGUGGCUUCCAGAUAUCCCAGACUACAGCAGCCGCCUUUGCACCACAGACAGCAAUGGCACCCCUCCUCCUCCUCCUCUAACAGCUGGCUGGACUUCUCCCUGGCUUCCCACCUAGCAGGCGUCCUCCCACCUGCCAACCAGUCCACUCAUGGUGGAGGGGCACCACCUGGAGGCCUCCGCGCCAGCUCAGCUGCCCAGGGGAGUGUCAGGACCCGGCACCCUAACCCUGCAAACACUUCCUCCGUAUGCUCCCAGCAGUGGCCUUGGUUGCUUUGGACUCUUCCCACUCAUUCUCCGUGUCUACAGUUGCGCUUGGCCUCCGUCCAUAAUCCAGGCCAAAAGCCCCCUCUGGCUCCCUCUCCCUCUCCCUCCCUGCAGGUCUUUUGGCGGAACGAGGAAUGCCACGCCCCAAGCAGAAUCUGGAGGAACAAACGCUUGCCUUUUAGCUUCCACUAAACUCACCUGCUACCGCUGCAUCAUCCAACACAGCAGUUCAGCAUAACAUUAUGCCUACCUAUUACCCAAAGUAGAGGUCUCCUUGUGAGUUGGGGGGAACAGCAGCAAGAAGGCAGCAAGGGGGGAGCGAAUUGAGGGAUCUCCACCAACGUAUACGAGGAUUGUCCCAGCUAGCGAACUCUUUGAACAAAGAUUUCAACCAAAAGGGAAUUAUUAAAAAUAUCAAAGUUCUAACAGCACAUAAAAAACACGCCACACACACUCAGAGCUAACUAGAAGCAGUGGUGACAGUUGAAGGACUGGGUGAGAUGUACCAUCCAGACAUCCGGGAGAGAGGAGGUUGAGCAACCUGCGUGUCCAGGUGGAAAGGCUUGAACAGAGGUUUGCGAGUGGAUGCUGGAUCCAAAGCAUGCACACAGCGCAUGGCAGAGGGGCACUCGAGUUAGAUCAUGGAACAUGUGCAGGGGCAAGAUUGCGCCUUCUGCUCCAAAAGCAAAGAUUUCAAUGGUUGUUCCCGGGGUGGGACAAAAGAUUGAGUUGUCUCUGGAGCGAGAUCAAGAGCUGGUGAACUGUCUCCGAGGUAGGAGGUCUGACUGAGUUUUCCUCGGGCGGAACUACUUAUCAAUACUGAUUGACAAUCCACUGAGUGGAUGCGGGAGGCUAUCAGAGCCCUGAAUCACCUAAGAACAGGAAAGUGGCCGAGGGAAGACCGGUAGGGUGUGUCAAGUCAGGAACUCCGGGAAGGCCCUCUUGUGUCCAGGGCGUGGGAGGGGGUGAGCUCGCCUCACUUUGUCAUUCCUUACAUUUGCACGUUCCACCUCCCAGCCGGAAUCUGGCUUCCAUGUUUCUGCCUGCUUGGACAAGAGUUUGAAUAUUCAGAGAGGGGCAUAUUCAUACUCGUAAGCCUUCCAAUAUUAUGGGGACAAGUCUGACUGGUAACACACACACAUACACACCCACACCCACCCCCACCCCGCCAGAUCACAGCCGAUCCAUGUUCUGUCUCAUGGGAAGAGACAAGAAGUUGGCAGGAGACAGCAGGGCUGUUCCGUGGACUUCCAACAGCUGGCCUAGGUCUGCCCCAUGGGGACUGAACCCAAUCGAGGAGGCAGUAGUGCCUUUGGCUAAAUGGGUCUGUGGGAAACAGCAUGUGCAGUAAUUAACACUGCAGUGGACGUAUCUCGUGGUGUUGGCAGAAAGCGCACUUCUUAUUUGAGUAUCUGUUCCGUUGCCUGUGAGAGUUUAAGGAGAGCAGCGUGACCCUCCGCAGGCGCCUCCUCGGCCUUCCCUCCAAUGCUCUUUAAUCUCUUUGGCCAAGAUCACCUGCUAUGGAGGGGGUUGUCGCCAAUAUGCUGACACCUGCUACGUA
This is a messenger RNA of Eublepharis macularius, 8068 nucleotides long. RefSeq names its product NFX1-type zinc finger-containing protein 1-like. Bases 289 to 6000 code for a protein of 1903 amino acids. NCBI's taxonomy places the organism in Eukaryota, Metazoa, Chordata, Lepidosauria, Squamata, Eublepharidae. Gene Ontology annotation, cellular component: nuclear RNA-directed RNA polymerase complex. Gene Ontology annotation, biological process: regulatory ncRNA-mediated heterochromatin formation. The record is from RefSeq and is a predicted model, not a curated record. The transcript is spliced from 15 exons. Gene Ontology annotation, molecular function: helicase activity.